GAGAAAGGAAAGAUCCACCCCACUUGAAUGGUUGUUUGCCACUGAUAUGGUUUGCCUUCUGUUCUUGUGCCAGCUGAGGGAUGUAACCAGAACAGCCCUUACUGUGCUCCCACAGCAGCCACAGCGUUUCCACACACUCCAGAGUCGAAGGUGCAGGAUGUGGAGACCCUGGACUUACACCAACCCUUUCCAAAGGCAGGAUGUUGUGCAGACUUUUAAAUGGCAGAGGCAAGGCAUCCCAUUUGGAGCUGCCACAUCCUAUGUACAUCUGGAGAAGCUGUGUGAGGGGUCCUCUGCAACAGUUUACAAGGGGAUCAGCAGGAUCAAUGGUCAGUUGGUGGCACUGAAAGUUAUCAGCCUGGUGACAGAGGAGGGAGUGCCCUUUACAGCCAUUAGGGAAGCUUCUCUUCUCAAGCAUUUGAAACAUGCCAACGUUGUACUGCUCCAUGACAUUAUCCAGACCAAGGAGACCUUAACAUUUGUCCUUGAGUACAUGCACACAGAUCUGGCACAGUACAUGGCCCAGCAUCCUGGAGGACUUCAUCCUUACAAUGUUAUGCUCUUCAUGUUCCAGCUGUUGCGAGGCCUGGCAUACAUCCACCAACAACAUAUUCUUCACCGUGAUCUGAAACCUCAGAACUUGCUCAUCAGCUGUCUUGGUGAGCUCAAAUUAGCUGACUUUGGCCUUGCUCGUGCCAAGUCCAUCCCCAGUCAGACAUACUCCUCUGAAGUGGUGACACUCUGGUACCGUCCUCCUGAUGUUUUGCUUGGAGCUACAGAUUAUUCUUCUGAUCUAGAUAUCUGGAGCGCAGGCUGUGUCUUUGUUGAAAUGAUCCAGGGGCAGCCAGUGUUUGCAGGCACUUCUACUGUUCCUGAACAGCUGGAGAAGAUCUGGACGGUAUUAGGGGUCCCAACUGAAGACACCUGGCCAGGACUUUCCAAGCUCCCCAAGUAUAAGCCAGAACUCGUUGCUUCCAGGAGACCUCAGAGACUUCGAGUGAUCUGUGACAGGCUGAGCAGGGUGCCAGCUGCAGAGGACUUGGCCUCCAGAAUGCUCACAGCCUUCCCUUUGGAGCGAAUCUCUGCACAAGAUGCCCUUCUUCAUGGCUUCUUCAGCCCUCUGCCUCCUCAGCUUUAUCAAGUGCCUGCUGAACAAUCAGUGCUCACAGUUCCAGCAGCGAGACUGCGACCUGAAAUCUGCGACCUGUUUACUUCUUAUCAUAAAGGACAUCUCUCAGAAAGUUCAAGCAAGUUUUGGUAGAAAGCAGAAAUGACUGGCUACUUCUUGGAUAAAUAUGUGGUUGCCACUACGAAAGCUGCUGCCAUCAUCCUUUAGCAUACAAAUCCUUUUAUGCACUGAAGGUUGGAAAACAGAACCAAUACCCACAGCUGGACCACCACAUCCCAGGCUGAGGACAAAAUGGGAAAUCUUCUCACAUUCAGAGAGAAGAGGUCAGCAAGCCAAUGGCCCCCAGUGCACAAUGCACAGUGGUAUCGUGGGAGGUCUGGGUUUGUUUUGUCAUAUUCCCGAAUCUCAGACCAGUGCCCUUUCCUCUGAUGCCUCCCCAGUCAAAAUAUGGUUUCAUUUCCACAUUGCUUAAACUGACCAAAUUGCUUUGUUUGCCUUUGUCUAUGUCUAUUGAAUUCACAUUUUAUAGCUUACUUGUUAUGAUUUAACACACAAUGGAAUUUGCUCACUGAAGUACCAGAAAUGACAAAGAGCUCUCCCCAGGGGGGAAAAGAGCAGUGUCGCAAUGGAUGCUAUGGCAAUGUGUAUUCUUCCAUUGGAGUGAUGAAGCCAUAGCUCCUCAUUUCUUGGGUUCAUCCUGUGUCAUAACAUCCUGCCACAGCGAGGCACUGAUCAGCAAACUGGAGUUUGUCACUGGAGUCAUAUUUUCCCUCAGAACUCCAUGCAAGGCUGUGGCUUGAAGCCACAUGUGGGUAUUUCUGAUGUGAUUUGGUUCCUCUGCUACAAGUCAUACUUGUGCUUCCUAUGCAUGUGCCAGAACCUGAGCUGAGCAAGGAAAAAUCCUUCCAGUUUGUAAUAUUCAUUAUUUUAAUUUAUCUGUACUUCAGUAGGAAUCACCUUAGAACAUUAUGGUUUUG
This is a messenger RNA of Coturnix japonica (Japanese quail), 2106 nucleotides long. It is a transcript of the gene CDK15, whose product is annotated as cyclin dependent kinase 15. Gene Ontology annotation, biological process: protein phosphorylation. Lineage: Eukaryota; Metazoa; Chordata; Aves; Galliformes; Phasianidae. Gene Ontology annotation, cellular component: cytoplasm; nucleus; cytosol. Gene Ontology annotation, molecular function: cyclin binding; ATP binding; cyclin-dependent protein serine/threonine kinase activity. The record is from RefSeq and is a predicted model, not a curated record.